Molecule: messenger RNA, 4538 nt
Organism: Microcebus murinus (gray mouse lemur)
Lineage: Eukaryota; Metazoa; Chordata; Mammalia; Primates; Cheirogaleidae
Source: RefSeq, a predicted model, not a curated record
GGGUAGGUCUUAGUUUCGGGGAAACACAGUACCUGUUGCUGUCUUUAAAAUUUACUUCAAAUAAUGUUGAUUUGAAAAUAAGUAUAGGUCAUUUACUCUUUUGUCUUUUUUCAUGCUAAAUUUGCUGAAACUUCUUUGAAAAGGAGAAAAUUGAAAGUCAAGUAAAGCCAUCUAAUUACUUAAUUUAUGAGAGUAAGACUCACAGCAGAGUUAUAUCCCAGAUUGUGGUAUCAUAAGGUCACUCAUGUAGGUUAUUGGCUCCAACUCCCCAAUAAGUUUUUUUCAUGCUUGAGCUUUCCAUCAAUAAUAUCUCUUGGGAAUUUGAAAUUGGUAUUUUGGGUUACACACAGCUUUUCUUUUUUACCAGUUUUGGAUAUGUGAGUUAAGGCAGUGUAUUAGUGAUGAGUUCCUUUUUUAAAAAAAAUUUUUAGAGAUGGGGUCUCACUAUGUUUCCCAUGCUGGUCUCAAACUACUGGGCUCAAGCUAUACUCCUGCCUCAGCUUCUGAGUAUCUGAGACUGUGGGUGCAUGCCAAUAUUUCUAGUUCAGAGUUGAGUACUUUACCAAUUAAAAUGCCAUUGGAAAUUCCCUUGGAAUAUUUGCUAAAACAAAUUCAGCUUAAAGAAAAGCAUAUGUUGGAAAAUUUUACACAUAGGUAUAUUUUCUGGGGAGUGAGUUCAUAGCUUUUUUUCAGAUUUCCAAAAACGUGGCUUACCAGAAAAUGUUACAAACCACUGUUUAUAGCAUUAAAUGAACUAACUUGUGCAACUAGUUAACAUACUGAGCACACAGUAAAUACUCAACAAAUGUUAAUAUUGAGUACCCGCUGUGUGUAGAGGAAGAGUAGAGGGGAAAUAGUGUUGAAGAAUUAGGCAGAGGCUGGAUCAUGUAGGAUUUUAUAGGGCAUGGUAGAUAUACAUUCACAGAUUUACCUGGGAAGAAAUUCUUUAAGCUGGACAGUGGCAUUAACUGGUUGACAUUUAAAAAAAAUCAGUUCUGGCUACUUUGUAGAGAAUAGAAUUGGGAGUGGGGAGGAAAAGGAUAAGAAUGGGAGCAGGGAGGUCUGUUAAGAGGUUGUUGAGGUAGUCCAAGAGAGAAGUGAUAGUUCCUUGGAUUAAUUUGGUUUUAGGAUGUAUUUUGGAGGUAGAAACUACUGGACUGAUGGACUGGUUAUGGAAGGGUGAAGGACUAAACCACUGAUGGACUGGUUAUGGAAGGGUGAAGGAAAAGGAAGCAUGAAGGAUCACAUCUAGGUUUUUGAUUUGAGAAUUGGGGUUCAUGGAGGUGCUAUUUCUUGAGAUGGAGAAGAUUGGGAGAGUAUGUUCUUGAACGUAUUAGGUUUAAGUGGUUUUUCAUACAUGUAAAUGGAGAAAAAUAUCAAGUGGCCACUUGGGCAUAUAGAAGUUAAAGGGAAAGGUUGGGUCUGGGAAUAUAUAUAUGCUGACAUUGGCACAUAGAUGAAGGUAAAUGCUAUGGGACUAAAUGGAGUGGAGAGUGGAGCCAGCUUGGGAUGGAGCCUGAGUGGAGAGGGAGAAUGAAGAAGGAAGAGUCAGUUGAGGUAGAAGAAAGACCACCAUGGUAGUUUCAUAGAAGCUAGGAGUAAUGUUUCAAGGAAAGUGGUCAGUGUAUGCUGCAAAGAGGUGAUGUAAGAGAGAACUGAUAAGUAAUCAUUGGAUCCAGCAACAUAGGUCAUAGAUGACCUUGACAACAGCAGUUUCUAUAUAUCUAGAGACAGAAGCCUGAUUGUCAAUAGGUUAAGGAGAGAGUGUGAAGUAAGCAAGUGGGGACAACAGAAUAGAACAUUCUAGAACUUUUGCAGUGAAGCAAAUGUGGAGGAACUCAUGGGGUCAUGGAAGAGUUUUUUUUUAAAGCAGGAAAAUUCUAGAGUAGGCUUGUUUUCUGUUCAACAUGAGCCUGUAAAGGGUAGAAACUGUUGGUAUAAAAGAAAGGAGAUUAUUCAGGAUGAUGUCCUUGACAAAGCAAGAGAAGAUGGCAUACAGAGCCCUACAGGGAGUUUCUCUCAUGGGAGCAGGAACACUUAAUUAAUUGUAAUUGGAGGAAAGUACAAGAGUAUGAAUGAAGAUGCAAAUGGGUUCAUUGAUCUCAUUUUCUUAACAGCCCAAUAAAAUAUCACUCCUGUUUUAUAGAUUGGAAGAGUGAGGUUUGGUGAGGGUGAAUGAUUUAUUUGUAUUUUACCAUGGCGCAGUAGUGUCAAUAGUUAUAGAACUCAAGAGACUUCCAGGGACAGAUCUGGAAGCAUCUUUGCUAAGUUUUGAAAAACUUGACCGUGCCUCACCAGAUCUUUGGCCAGAACAAUCCUAUUACUAGCUCUCCACCCAAAUGGAUGGCUGAGAUAGAACGUGAUGAUAUCGACAUGUUGAAAGAACUGGGAAGCCUCACCACAGCUAAUUUGAUGGAGAAGCCAUAUUGCUGGGCCUCAGAUCUCCUUCCAGCCUUACCAACAACACAGGGUUGCUGGAGCCGUGGGAAGCAAGCAUGUAAAGGCUCUGUACUCUUAGUAGUUGGAUUUCAACUAUUCCAGAGAGAUGACACGGGGGAAAUUCCUCAACAUUCUAGAGAAGCCCAAGAAGUAGCAGCUGUUUGUGGACAGGAUGUCCUGGGAACUGUAACCAAGCUCCCUUCCCAGUGCAGCUCUGACGAUGCACAACUCACUGCUUCCUCAGGAGAGGCCAAGGGUGUACCUCCAGGACUGCCCCGCUCCCCUCGUCCUGGUACUCUGCACCUCUGAGGACACUCGGCAGCAAGAGAAGAAUCUGCUCUACCCAAGGAUCAUUGCAGUUAUUCAGUCAGCUUCCACACUUUGACCUUCUUAGCCUCGGAUAUUGGUAACACCAGAGGGCAUAUCAUUCUUAAAGAUCAAAGUCCUGCUUUAUCAUUUCCGGAAGUGAUUCAGGAGCCUUGGGAUCUUACAGUUGAUUUGAUUCAGUGAUGGCAAAGUCAUUUGUGACAUUUUGAUUGAAUGGGUUCAUUUGAGUUGUACUUGAUCUCUGAGGAAGUAUUUAUGAUGCGAGGAGACCAGAUUCUGGAUCAGACCAUGCAGCCUGACCUAUGAACUCUCCAGUAUAUACUAGGUUCCAAGAAUCCCCAGCUGGAGAAACCAGAAUCUGCUCAAAAUGUACACCUGCUUUUUAAACUCUGCGCCUCUCAUGAUAGUCCCAUUCCCCAAUGCCUUCCAUCCCCACCUCCCAGCCCCACCUUCCAGUUCUGACUCCAGGCAAGGGGAUCUCCGAGUAGUGAUUUCCUUCUGGAAUGAGCUUGUGUAGUAAAAGGCCCAUGAAGGUUGCAUUGGGUUCUAGACCAAGACCAAUCUGAAGGUGACAGAAAGGAUUUUUAAGUUCUAGUUAAUGUUACAGAUUCAAGCAAGAAAGUCAGUAUGGCCUGAAAGAUAGCAGAACGGGGUGGCUCAUGGCAGUUCCCAUUUGGUUGAAAACUAGAGGCUGAAAUUGACCUUAAAGGAACAUGCUAUGGGAUGUGGCAGUGUUUUGUCCCUUCUUACAGCACAUAUCAGGUACUUCACCUGUAUAACAGAAACACACAUACACACACACACAUAAGAAAGAGAAAGAGAAUUUCCUGACUUAAAUACAACUCUCAUGGAGUUCUUCACCAGUUAUCCUUCUCUGUGUUAAAACCUGAAAAUCUAGCCCAUGGAUAAAAUAGAUUAUACAUGUUCUCCAUAUUUGUUUUAUAAGCCAGCCCCCAGCAUCUGAUGUUUUAAGAAGUACAUGGAGUUUUCUAAACUUUGUGAAAAGAAUAUCCCUGUGACAAUAGUCUGAUGGUGUUUGGACACAAGAAAAGUUGUGGUCAAGUGUUUGGUCUUAAGUGUCUGUGCUAGACCACAGCACUCUUAAAUUUAACAGCUGGUCCAUUAACCAUUUUCUGACAUUUGUGCCUUGUUCCCAUGCUAGAAUUAAUGUUGGAUCUUUCUCUCAUUUGUGCCAUGCAGUUUUACUUAUUGAAAGAGAAAAAUUGAACACCAGACACGGAAGAUGAGUAUGAGAAGCAAAACAUUCUGCUGGGUGCUACAUAGAAGGUUAGGUUGGAAAGUGUUUGAUUUUAAGUUAAGCUUACUAUUGACAUUUCCUUAUCUCAUUAAACACGGUUGAAGUGGGUGUGUGUGCGUGUGGCCAAAAACAGUGCCAUAAUGUACAAUUCUUCCUUUGCUCUGUUUUUGAGAGUUGAUGGCAUCAGGCACUUUCAAAUGUUUGGGGAAACUGAUUGGGAUACCUCCCCCAAACCAACUCAAUUCUGUAACCAGAAGCCAGGUAGUUGGUUUUCUGGUCUGCUUUGUCCUCCUCCUUUUAUUGUCAUCUUAUUCACCAGCACUUAAUGUAAAGUAGAUGUUUUAGAAUUGCAGUAUUUAUUGGUUUUGUAUUUGUUGUCCUUAGAAAUGUUAAUGAUGUAUUUUUAUAUUAAUAUAAAUUUAUGUACAGUGUGUAUGUGUAUGUAUUUCAGGAUUUAGAGGAUUGUACUUUGUGUGUGAUGGUUUCUAUGUCUUCAUAAUAAAUGUCCCUUUUA